AAAAUCGCGGAGCUGAUCCAGGAACGCGAGCUUUGCCAGUUACACCACGGAUCAGGAGCAGGGAAUUGUGAGGAAGGGAUGUAUCACCGGGCCGGGGAGACCCGGCAACAUCUAACUGUCCAACUCGCUGACUCAAAAUCCAAACUACGGCGCCUUCGGCAGGAACUGCAGGAGAAGAGUGAGGAGUUGGAGGACUGCAAACAGGAACUGGACGAACUGCAGCAGGAUUGCAAACGGCUCCAGAAACAGAACCGGGAGCUAGUCUUGGAGGCCCGAGCAGCCAGGACUUAUCGGGAUGAGGUGGACGUCCUCCGGGAGAAGGCCACCCGUGUGGACAGGCUCCAGAGUGAGGUGAAGGCCUACAAGGAACGUCUGAACAGCAUUGAGUUCUACCGGGGCAAGGUGGAG
Molecule: messenger RNA, 408 nt
Organism: Rhincodon typus (whale shark)
Lineage: Eukaryota; Metazoa; Chordata; Chondrichthyes; Orectolobiformes; Rhincodontidae
Product: girdin-like
Exons: 3
Biological process (GO): cytoplasmic microtubule organization; cytoskeleton-dependent intracellular transport
Cellular component (GO): centrosome; cytoplasm
Molecular function (GO): dynein light intermediate chain binding; microtubule binding
Source: RefSeq, a predicted model, not a curated record